Messenger RNA from Drosophila hydei, 1622 nucleotides. It is a transcript of the gene ninaD, whose product is annotated as protein croquemort. Bases 29 to 1567 code for a protein of 512 amino acids. The transcript is spliced from 5 exons. Gene Ontology annotation, cellular component: membrane; cytoplasm. Gene Ontology annotation, molecular function: scavenger receptor activity. The record is from RefSeq and is a predicted model, not a curated record. Lineage: Eukaryota; Metazoa; Arthropoda; Insecta; Diptera; Drosophilidae.
CGAGGGCAUUUCGAACAUAGACGUCGCGAUGUGCUGUCGCUGCUGUGGUGUGACCCAACAAAAGGUCUGGGUCUUUGGCUCUGGAACACUGUUUGCCCUAUUGGGUCUCUUUUUCAUCAUAUGGUGGCCCGGUAUUAUCGAUAAUAUAAUAAUGAAGUCUCUGCCGCUGACGCCCACAUCGAAAACAUUUAGUAAAUGGGAAGAGUUGCCCAUACCAAUUUAUAUGAAAAUGUAUCUGUGGAACUGGACGAACGCGGACGAAGUAAGGGUACAUGGCGUUAAGCCAAAUUUCGAACAAGUCGGACCCUAUGUUUACCGGGAAGAGCGCCUGAAAAUGGAUUUGCAAUGGCAUGAGAACAACACAGUUACCUUCAAGCCACGACGCACCUGGUUCUGGGAGGAGGAAAUGUCCGGUGGCAAGCAAACAGACCUGGUCACAGUACCUCAUCUGCCAUCGAUUGCGGCGUCGGCUUCCAUGCGUAAUAUUCCCAAACUAAUUAAGGCAGGUUUUAACUCUGCACUCAAUGCCAACGGCGGUGCACUGUAUGUGACCCACACGGUCAGUGAGUGGCUGUUCGAUGGAUUCUACGAUGAGUUUUUGCAUUAUGCCAUGACCUCGAAAAAUCCUUUGGCUCCGGUCAUUGAGACGGAUCAAUUUGCCUGGUUUCUGAAUCGAAACAAUUCCGAAAACUUUGAGGGGGCCUUCACAAUUCACACGGGCGUUGGCGAUAUCAAAGAAAUGGGCGAAAUCAAAUUCUGGAAUGGCCUCAACCAUACGGGCUGGUAUGAAGGCGAAUGUGGACGCCUCAAUGGCAGCACCUCAGAUCUCUUUGUGCCCGAUGAGCCGAAGGAAAAGGCGCUUACUAUAUACAUAACUGACACCUGUCGUAUUAUCAAUUUGGAGUAUUCGGGUCAGAGCUACGAGAUUGAAGGCAUUCAGGGCUGGAAGUACGAGGUGACGCCCAACACCUUUGAUAAUGGACAACGAAAUGGAGAUAUGAAAUGCUAUUGCCCCGUCGACAAGCAGCCCAACAAUUGUCCACCCUCCGGCGCUACUGACUUAGGUCCUUGUGGCGAUGGGGCACCUAUGUAUCUUUCAGCAGACCACUUCAUGUACGCGGACGACAGCUAUUCCAGCACAGUAACUGGCUUUCAGCCAGACUAUGAACGCCACAAUUUCUUCAUCAUAAUGGAGCGCAAAUUAGGUGUACCUCUAGAAGUCAAUGCAGCUGUCAUGGUCUCACUCUUAAUUGAAGCGGAUGAGGACAUUGACAUUCUGAAGGACAUUCCGACCUUCUAUGCGCCACUCUUCACGUCGGCCAGCUCAGCUAUUAUUAACAAAGAACUAGCUUCGGAGCUCAAGCUGGCACUAAAUCUACCUUCAAUUGGAUGCUAUACGGGCAUUGGUUUUCUGUGCUUGGGCUGCAUCCUUUUGGCGGUGGCCAGUUUCCUCACUCUCAAGCGCAAGUGGUAUGGACAGGCAGCCACUGAUAGGUUGGCGCUCAUCAACUCAGAUGCGCAAGCCACAAAUGACUCAAUUAAAGCUGAGGAGUUAAAGAGCAAUUAAAAUAAAGCUAAAGAGUCUUGGUUUCUUUUAAAACAAAAAAUAUAUAUCAAACGUG